Messenger RNA from Schistocerca gregaria, 1037 nucleotides. RefSeq lists its product as uncharacterized. Bases 307 to 1002 code for a protein of 231 amino acids. Lineage: Eukaryota; Metazoa; Arthropoda; Insecta; Orthoptera; Acrididae. The transcript is spliced from 4 exons. Gene Ontology annotation, cellular component: elongator holoenzyme complex. Gene Ontology annotation, biological process: tRNA wobble uridine modification. The record is from RefSeq and is a predicted model, not a curated record.
AUUCGGUAUACGUUUCAAUUAAUAUAAACAGACGAUGCCAUAUCUUGGUUUCUAGCGAAAGAAGACAAAAAUCUGAAAUAAAUUGAACUUAACUAAAGAACUUAAUUAAUAAAUAAAUUUUUAGCAGUCAACUGUAUUUUGCAGUCUGAUUACAAUAAUUUUGAUCUGAAAACAUAUGAAUAGUAUGUACGACGAAGAAUUACUGUUGUCUUGUUAUUUGUGUCGUCAGUACAUUUACUUGUAGCGGCUAAAAAGUUUGUAUGAUAGAAGCCAAUAAAAAGGAAAAAAUAAGAAAAAACAUCUAAGAUGUCAGCUGACGUCUGUGCAGUACUAGGCCCAGAAGUUUCUGAAUGUUUAACAGCUGUAGUAGAGAAACAUGGCUCUGAUGGAUCAGGAUGCACAGUACUGGACUGUCUGGCUGCACGAGACUUGCUGUCAGGAGAUCGUGCUGUUUGCCUUGUGUGCUUGAUGCAUACCCCAGUGCACCACCGUAACGUGUUGGCACGUCUUGGUGUCCCCAAACCAGAAACACAUGCGGCUUUAUAUUUCGUUGAUGCCCUAUCACAGCUGGGCUGCAUUUCAGGUUGCUCUCCUGAUGACCUUUUCUCACAGAUAAUUAAGGUCAUUUCAGCAGCACAAGUUUCUGGUAUAUCUCACUUGAGCCUAAUAUUGGAUGAUGUAAGUGUGCUGCUUGAUAUCGGCUGGGAUUUGAAGCAAGUAAUAAGUUUCUUGAGCCGUCUUCGUUCUCUAAAAUUGGCAUCCAUGGCAGUUCUCACACACACUGCAGGUGCAGACACACUGACAUCUCUUCUAGCAGCUGCCCUGAUUCAUUCAUCAGAUACAGCAGUUUCAGUAUUGCCUCUAAGUACUGGUGUGAGUGCUGAUGUUUCAGGAACAUUAAUUAUACGACAUCUACAACGACCAAAUAAUACACCACAGACAUUCCACUUCAGACUUACGGAUAGGCAGGUGAAAGUGUUUGCUCCAGGCAGCAUUCGUUGAGCUUCUAGAAGAUGAUGACAAAGAAGGUGUAACAG